Dictyostelium purpureum is the source of this 660-nucleotide messenger RNA. RefSeq lists its product as uncharacterized. The record is from RefSeq and is a predicted model, not a curated record. Lineage: Eukaryota; Evosea; Eumycetozoa; Dictyosteliales; Dictyosteliaceae. Bases 1 to 660 code for a protein of 219 amino acids. Gene Ontology annotation, cellular component: cytoplasm. The transcript is spliced from 4 exons.
AUGACAACUAGUCCAGAAGAAGAAUCAAUCGAGUUACAACAACCACAACAACCAAAAAGAAGAAAUAGAAUCGGUACAAAGAAUAAAGAACUCUAUAAUUGGGAUCCAAUAGAAUAUGAACAAAAUGAAAGUAGUUUUGCAACACAAGAAUAUAUACAAGAUAGAAUUAGAAAAGAUGAAUGCAAUACAAACUAUGUAUUAUCAAUGCCUUCAAAUCAUGAUAUAAAUUUAUGGCAAUAUGAACAAAUUAGACAAUUUACAUUAGAACUUAAUCACUUUACAGCUUUAUUUAAAGAUUUUUGCAAUCAAACUACAUGCCCAUCAAUGAAAGCAACUGAUGAUUGGUUAUUUUUAUGUGCAUCUCAUAAACAAACCCAAGAGUGUUCAGCUAUAGACUAUAUUAUUCAUACAUUAGAUUCUACAUCAGCAAUAUUAAACAGCGAUAAACAUUUUCCAAAAAGAAUUGAAAUCCCAGCCACAUCAAUCAAACAUUUUCAAUCAAUAUGUAGAAGAUUAUAUAGAAUUUUUGCACACGCCUUUUACCAUCACAGAGAACUUUAUAACGAUUUUGAAUCUAAAACCAACCUCCAUAAAAGAUUUUGCAAGUUUUGUUUACAAUCAAAUCUAUUACCAAAAUCAGCAAUUUUAGUAAAAGAAUAA